AUGUCUGCCAUGACAAUCCGCUCCCUCACACCCACCGAGGUGGUCUACGACGUGGGCGAAGCCGGCGCGCGCAAGGGGACCACGAGAGUAGACAAGGUCUUUUUCAGCGGCGUGUCGGCCGGCUGCUUGCUGGCAUUUGCCUGCGGAACGGUGCUGAGCACCAACACGGCGCCGGCGUGGCAGGAGAGCGCCCCCGGCCUGAUCCGGACCGUUGGCGCCGUCGUCUUUCCCUACGGCCUGUGCAUGAUUCUGCUCACGGGGGCAGACUUGUGUACGGGGUCCUUUAUGUUCACCACGGUUGCUGUUCUGCAGCGGCGUCUUUCCUGGUCCAGGAUGCUGCUGCACUGGCUGGUGACGUUCCUGGGCAACCUUGCCGGGUCGCUGUUUGUGGUUGCCGUGAUAUUCGGCUACGGGGAGACGUUUUCGGCCGAGCCGUACCGGGCCGAGGUGGUGGCCUUUGCGACCAGGAAGCAGGUCUCGCCCGGGUUUGCCAUGAUUUUCCUGCGCGGCAUCGGCUGCAACUGGCUCGUGUGUUUGGCGUGCUUCCUGGGGAUGCAGGGGCGAGACGUGGCGAGCAAGGUCGUCGGGAUCUGGUGGCCGACGUUUGCCUUUGUGUCGCUGGGGUUUGACCAUGUGGUUGCAAACAUGACGUUUAUCCCCAUGGCCAUGUUCCUCGGGGCCCCGAACAUUACGGUUGGCCUGUACGUCUGGAAGGGAAUCGUACCCACGCUGUUGGGCAAUGUCUUGGGCGGAGGGCUGUUUUGUGGCAUGUACUACUGGUACAUGUACGCGCUGGACACGGCAGACUUGAUACGGCAACGCGGCGAGACGGGCAAGGCAAACGGGUAUAGCGUUGACGUGGAAGCCGGCGUGAAUGCUUGA
Messenger RNA from Metarhizium brunneum ARSEF 3297, 882 nucleotides. RefSeq lists its product as uncharacterized. Gene Ontology annotation, biological process: nitrite transport; transmembrane transport. Gene Ontology annotation, cellular component: plasma membrane. NCBI's taxonomy places the organism in Eukaryota, Fungi, Ascomycota, Sordariomycetes, Hypocreales, Clavicipitaceae. The record is from RefSeq and is a predicted model, not a curated record. Gene Ontology annotation, molecular function: high-affinity secondary active nitrite transmembrane transporter activity.